Messenger RNA from Malania oleifera, 2670 nucleotides. RefSeq names its product aluminum-activated malate transporter 9. Gene Ontology annotation, biological process: malate transport. The coding region runs from base 194 to 1927 and encodes 577 amino acids. The transcript is spliced from 6 exons. The record is from RefSeq and is a predicted model, not a curated record. Gene Ontology annotation, cellular component: plant-type vacuole membrane. Lineage: Eukaryota; Viridiplantae; Streptophyta; Magnoliopsida; Santalales; Ximeniaceae.
UUCGAAGUUGACACCAUCAUCCCUGAUUCUCUGUCCUGUUCUUGUUUUCUUCUUCUCUUCUUAUUGCUUCCAGAUCCGAGCACACAACGCCGAUCGCUUUCUCUCCACCUCCCAUUCAAUUCUCUUCCAUACCCACUUGGCCACUUCUUUGUCCUCUCUCUCUCUCUAAGUUGGGUUGGAGAGGAAGAGAGAUAUGGCGGUGAAAAUGGGAUCUUUCAGGCACAAUUUUGCAGAGAAGAGGGAGAGGCUUCUCUCCUACAAGACGUAUUCUGAGUUGGGAAUUGACAACAUAGGAGAAGAACAUGGAGAACUGGAGAUCAGGCACUCCUUGUGGCGUUCUCUCUGCGACAAAAUUGCUGAGUCGUGCAGGAGAUUGGAAGAUAUUGCGGGCAAGGCAUGGCAGAUGGGUCGGUCCGAUCCCAGGAAGAUUGUGUUCUCCGCGAAGAUGGGUCUGGCUUUGGUGCUCAUCUCUCUGUUGAUUUUCCUCAAAGAACCCUUCAAGGACCUCAGCCGCUACUCCGUCUGGGCCAUCCUCACAGUCGUGGUGGUUUUUGAAUUCAGCAUAGGAGCAACUCUCAGCAAAGGGUUCAACCGUGGGUUGGGGACAUUAUCAGCUGGAGGACUUGCUUUGGGCAUGGCAGAGUUGUGUGAGUUGGCAGGGGAAUGGGAAGAACUUUUUAUUAUUCUCAGUAUAUUCAUCAUAGGAUUUGCUGCGACUUAUGUAAAACUGUACCCAACAAUGAAGCCAUAUGAAUAUGGAUUCCGAGUGUUCUUGUUGACAUAUUGUUUCAUAAUGGUAUCUGGAUAUAGGACAAGAGAAUUUGUCUACACAGCUGUAACGCGGUUUCUGCUCAUUGCACUUGGUGCCAGUGUUUGUUUGGUAAUUAAUAUAUGCAUAUAUCCCAUCUGGGCUGGUGAGGAUCUGCACAAUUUGGUGGCAAAAAAUUUCAUGGGUGUUGCUAAUUCCUUGGAAGGUUGUGUCAAUGGUUACCUAAACUGUGUUGAAUAUGAGAGGGUGCCUUCAAAAAUACUUACUUAUCAAGCAUCUGAUGAUCCACUUUAUAGUGGUUAUAGAUCUGCUGUAGAAUCAACAAGCCAAGAGGAUGCUCUGGUAGGCUUUGCUAUCUGGGAGCCUCCUCAUGGUCCUUACAAAAUGUUUAGAUAUCCUUGGAAGAAUUACCUCAAAGUAAGUGGUGCACUAAAGCAUUGUGCAUUCACGGUCAUGGCCUUACACGGGUGUAUACUUUCAGAAAUACAGGCCCCAGCUGAACAAAGGCAGGUCUUUCGCAGUGAGCUUCAGAGGGUUGGUACUCAAGGUGCAUUGGUGUUACGUCAGAUUGGGAACAAAGUGAAAAAAAUGGAGAAAUUAGGUCCAGUGGACAUACUCUAUGAAGUGCACGAGGCAGCUGAAGAGUUGCAAAAGAAGGUUGACCGAAAAUCUUACCUUCUUGUUAAUUCAGAGAGCUGGGAAAUUGGAAGUAGGCCAACGUUUGAUGAUCCCCAAGACCUUCUGGACAUGGAUGGUAAUGAAAAUAAAGUUUUAGAAUUCAAGUCAAAAAGUGAAGCUGUGCUUGAUCUCAGAUCUAUACCUAAGCCAAGUUCGUGGGAUGCUCAGAAUCAUGGGGUGGAUUCCACCCAGACUGGUGUUGCUCCCCCAGAAAACAUGUUCAAGAGUCAGAUAUCAUGGCCUUCACAUAUCUCGUUUAAUGCAAAUGCUGUGCCCAAGGAAGAAGAGUCAAAAACAUAUGAGCAUGCAAGUGCAUUGUCUUUAGCCACAUUUACAUCACUUCUGAUUGAAUUUGUUGCAAGGCUUCAAAAUCUUGUGGAUUCAUUUGAAGAACUAAGUGAAAAAGCAAAUUUCAAGGAACCUGUUGAAUCAACACCAGCAUCAGAGGUGGAUGGCUGUUGGACCAGAUUAUGUUGGUGAUUGAAGUUCUUGAAUUGAGAUGCAAGAUUUAUUUGGUUAGAUGAUUACCAUUUUAAGUUGGAAAGCAGAAAACCUUGAUAAGUACCACAAGUUGAGCCUGCAUGCCAGAAGUUAGCUAGCAAUAUUGGUCUUGGCAAAUCAUAACCAUGUUAACUCAGUUUGGAAGAAUGGUCAAAACCCAUAUUUGUGGCUGAUCCUACCAACGCUAAGGAAUCUGCCUGACAUUGUAGCAUACAUCCAAAGAAGAUCAAAUUUAGAGCCUAUGUUCCAGAAGCUGGCCUGUAAUAUUGGUCUUAAAAAGUUGUAAUCUGCAUUGCUCAGAAUUCCAAAGUGCUACAGAGUCUGAUAAUUGUAGCUGACAUGACUUGCAGAGAGGAAUAAGCAUUCGAGUGCCAGACGCUGUGUGAGAGACUAAAUAGAUGAAUAAAUCUGCUAGAUAGUCGGGAUUGCAGGAUUAUCUUUUCUGCAGUUUAGGGCUCUUCCUGAAUUAGGAAAAUGGGGAACUCGUAAUUGAUGGAUUCCGCUGUGCAUUUCUGAAUGAUUGGACUGGCAAUGGCAGGAAUUGGAAGCAAAUGGGCAAGAAAUGAAGAGCAUGUUUGUAGCCUGCAGACUUGAAUCCCUUUUCAUCAAAAUCACCACAUGUUGCGCUGUAUUCCAUGCAUGAUAAACUGUAAUUGCAAGAUUAACACACAAUAGACACAUUGAUAUUGACAGUAAACAUGGCUGCUUUGAUACCAUGCAAA